AUGGAGCGGCAGCCGGACCGCCUUCGUCGGCGAGCGCAGACCACUUAUGGGUUGGUUGCUUCACGGGAUAAUAAUAAGGCCUCACCCUGCCAGCAAGAAGCUGAUUCUCAAGGUGGUGAGGCACAGAUACCUAGGCUUCCAGAGGACAUCUGGUGUUAUAUACAUUCCCUAAUGCCAAUGCGAUCUGCUGCUCGAGCUGCCUGUGUGUCUCGUGCUUUUCUGCAUUCCUGGAGAUGCCAUCCCAACCUCACUUUCAGUGCCAGGACGCUGAGAUCGAAUAAGAAGGAAUAUGAAGAUGAUGAUAUUGCCAGAGAUUUCUGUAGCAAAGUUGACCAGAUUCUGAAAAGGCACUCAGGCAUUGGUGUCAAGAAACUCAACAUUCAGAUGUGUGAAGGUUACAAUGGUUAUCUCGACAGUUGGCUCCAAGUUGCUGUUAAAUCAGGAAUCGAAGAACUUUCACUUAAAAUACCAAUGAUAGCAAAAUACAGCUUUCCAUGCUCACUCUUAUCUAAUGGGAGUGGAGACUCAAUCCGAUACGUACACUUUACUGGUUGCUCCUUCCGUCCCACAACUGAACUUGGUUGUUUAAGAAGCCUGACAAAACUGCAUCUUUAUCAUGUCAGUUUUACUUGGGACGAGUUAGGGUGCCUUCUCUCCAAUUCUUUUGCCUUGGAGGUGUUGGGAAUCAGGUAUUGUGAUGGGAUAGGUUGCUUCAAGGUCCCUUGCACGCUGCAGCGCCUAAGGUACCUAGAGGUUUUAGGUUGUUGCAAGCUGGAAAUGAUAGAAAGCAAAGCUCCAAAUAUUUUCAGCUUUGACUACAAAGGAAAGCGCAUUCAACUGUCACUCGGAGAAACAUUGCAAAUGAAGGAGCUAAGAUUGUCCUUCUCUGGCGCAGUUCAUUACGUUUGUGUUGAACUUCCGUCCAGCAUGCCAAACCUUAAAGUUGCCACUAUAUCUUCGAGAAGAGAGAUCAAUACACCAUUGCUGCAUAGCAAAUAUCUCCACCUCAAAAGCCUUACUAUUUUUCUUUGCGCUGCAACCUUUCCUCCGGCCUACGAUUAUUUUUCUCUUGUUUCCUUUUUUGAUGGUUGCCCUUCCUUGGAAACUUUGGUCUUGGAUGUGUCCCAGUAUGAAAUGGAACACGUCUCCAUAUUCACGGAUCCCUCAGGUCUGAGGAAGAUGCAAGGACAGCAGCACCACAAGAUGAAGACAGUGAAGAUCCUAGGAUUCACGUCAGCAAAGAGUCUUGUUGAGCUAACAUGCCAUAUUGUUGAGAGCAUGACAUCACUCGAAUGCCUUACAUUGGAGACCUAUCAGAGUUCUUCUAGGUGCUUCGAGCCUGCUGAUAAAAGUAACAAGUGCUCCCCAUUGCCCAUUCAUGUUCUCAAGGAAGCUCAACGAGGGCUCUUGGCCAUCAGGACAUACAUUGAGCCUAAAGUUCCCGCUAUGGCAGAACGAUACACAGAUGAACAAGCAAACAAUUUUAAAUGUGAAAUGAACCUGCAAGCUAUUCUUAAGGCCAUAUUUUCCUUUUGCAAUCUCAUUUCUCAAACUGCAACACAUUUUUUUUCAGAGAAUGUUUUGGCUGAACACAUGGGGAACUAUGGAAUUAUCUUGGAAACAUGUUGCUCAAAGUUUGCAUCAAGUUUCUACAUUGCAACUCAAGUCAUCUGGCGUGUCAGUUUGGAUAGCAUAAGUAUUAAGCAACAACAAAUGGGUCAUGUUGAUGACAGUUACUCAGCCGACAGGGUUGAAGAUUCACAACUAUUCCUCUCCGUACCAGCUUUAAACCAAGCUGCAUCUUAUCUUGCCCAGACAGCUUCAUUCCUCACCCAAUGCCUCCCUGUACCUGGUUAUGUGGGUCUAUCUGAGGAGGGCCAAGAAUUAGUAACACUGCCACCUACAUCGGCCUCAGGCAGGCUUUCUGUUCAGACUUCUUCAGUAGAGCCUGCUGGCACCAAUUCAUCCCUUGGUCAGGCAGAUUGUGGUGGAAGCCCCUCUCAAGAAAACACUGGACAAAUGGUGCCUUCGCAUGUUUUUCAGAAUGGAGCUUCACUGUUCCAAGGCCUUGUUGAGCGUGCUCGGAAAACGGUCCGUGGUUCAGCAGAUGAUAUUGGCUGGCUCCGGCGGGAUCAAAGCUUGCCUACAACUGAGGAUGGGACAGCCAGAUUCUUGGAGAUUUUGGACUCUGUGAGAAAAAAUGAGCACAAGCUACCUGAUUCAGUGGUUUACUUGUUGGUUCCAGGUUUGUUUAGUAACCAUGGACCGCUUUACUUUGUCAAGACAAAGGCAUAUUUCUCCAAGAUGGGUCUAGCUUGCCAUAUUGCCAAAAUUCAUAGUGAGUCUUCAGUGAGUAAAAAUGCACGAGAGAUAAAGGAAUACAUAGAAGAAAUAUACUGGGGAUCAAGGAAACGUGUGCUACUUCUUGGUCACAGCAAGGGCGGUGUUGAUGCGGCUGCAGCCCUCUCCCUCUACUGGCCACAACUCAAAGACAAAGUCGCAGGUUUAGCAUUAGCCCAAAGUCCAUAUGGAGGAAGCCCAGUUGCUUCUGAUAUCCUGCGAGAGGGGCAGCUUGGUGACUAUGUCAGUCUGCGUAAGAUCAUGGAGAUCUUGAUAUCCAAGGUCCUUAAGGGUGAUCUGCAGGCUCUAGAAGAUCUGACUUACGAAAGGCGGAAAGAAUUCCUGCGACAGCACCCGUUGCCUCAGGAUGUUCCAAUCGUUUCGUUGCACACAGAGGCAAGCAUCACUCCCAGUGUGCUCACAGCGCUCUCUCACGUUGCACACCUGGAGCUCCCGAUUGCUGCCGACGGCAAUUCCACCAGGAUCCCAGUUGUAAUGCCGCUUUCAGCCGCGAUGGCAGCAUGCUCGCAACUGCUGGUGGCAAGGUAUGGCGAGAAGAGCGACGGUCUCGUGACGAGGAAGGACGCAGAGGUUCCUGGGUCAGUGGUGGUCCGGCCGGAGCGGAAGCUAGACCAUGCGUGGAUGGUGUAUUCAUCGCUGAAAGAAGAACCUAGGGAUCAGGCGGACACGUCGCAAGUAUGCGAAGCCCUGCUGACUCUGCUUGUCGAGGUUGCGCAGAAAAGGAGGCAUGAGAUGACCAUGAAAGACGAAUGA
Miscanthus lutarioriparius is the source of this 3114-nucleotide messenger RNA. The record is from the annotation of a GenBank genome assembly. NCBI's taxonomy places the organism in Eukaryota, Viridiplantae, Streptophyta, Magnoliopsida, Poales, Poaceae.